Molecule: messenger RNA, 2262 nt
Organism: Melopsittacus undulatus (budgerigar)
Lineage: Eukaryota; Metazoa; Chordata; Aves; Psittaciformes; Psittaculidae
Product: multifunctional procollagen lysine hydroxylase and glycosyltransferase LH3-like
Exons: 19
Coding region: 63-2189 (708 amino acids)
Biological process (GO): peptidyl-lysine hydroxylation
Cellular component (GO): endoplasmic reticulum
Molecular function (GO): procollagen-lysine 5-dioxygenase activity; procollagen glucosyltransferase activity
Source: RefSeq, a predicted model, not a curated record
GCGCCGGGCGCUGAUUGGCUGCGGGCUCAGGCCACGCCCCCUUGCCCCGCUCCGUGCCCGCCAUGGCACCGCUGCUGCUGCUGCUGCUGCUGCCCGCGGCCCUCGCGGACCUCCGGCCCGAGCAGCUCCUGGUCCUCACCGUGGCCACCGAGCGCACUGAGGGCUAUGAGCGGUUCCUGCGCUCGGCUCAGCGCUUCAAUUACAGCGUUCAGACGCUGGGCUUGGGGCAGCCCUGGCGGGGGGGGGACGUGGCCCACACCGUGGGGGGGGGGCAGAAGGUUCGAUGGCUGCGGGAGGCCCUGGAGCCGCUCAAGAGGAGGGGGGAGCUCCUGGUGCUGUUCGUGGACAGCUAUGACGUGGUCCUGGCCGGCCCCGCCCACGAGCUCCUGGCCUCGUUCUCGUCGGCCCCUCCCCCCCCGGGGCUGCUGUUCUCGGCCGAGGGUUUCUGUUGGCCGCGGGGGGAGCUCGCGAGCUCCUAUCCCCCCUCCCCCCCCCGUGGGAAACCCUUCCUGAACUCCGGAGGUUUCAUUGGUUUCGCCCCUGCCGUUUGGCGCCUGGUUGAGCAGUGGAACCACCGCGAUGAUGACGACGACCAACUCUUCUAUACCCAACUGUACCUGCAGCCGCAGCUGCGGGAGGAGCUGGGGUUGGCCCUGGAUCAUCAUUCCCGCAUCUUCCAGAACCUCAAUGGAGCCAUAGAUGAGGUCGUGGUCAAGUUCGAGCCAGGCCGGGUCCGGGUCAGGAACGUGGCCUCUGAUUCGCUGCCCAUUGUCAUCCAUGGCAACGGCCCCACAAAGCUCCAGCUCAAUUACCUGGGGAACUAUGUGCCAUGGGGCUGGAGCCCCGAGGGCUGUGGGGACUGCGACCACGGCCUGCGGGACCUGCGGGGGCUGAAGCCUGAGCAGCUCCCCUGGGUGCUCGUGGGGGUGUUUGUGGAGGAGCCGACCCCAUUCCUGCCCCGUUUCCUGCGGCGCCUCCUGCGUUGGAGCUACCCUGGAGCCCGGAUGGGGCUGUUCCUGCACAACCGGGAGCCCCAUCACCAGCCCCACGUCGCCACCUUGUGGCCGCGCCUGCGCAGUCGCUUCUCCUUCGCCCGGCUCGUGGGGCCCGAGGAGGGGCUGGAGCCGGCGGCAGCGCGAGACCUGGGAAUGUCCCUUUGCCGCCAGGACCCCCAGUGUCAGCAUUACCUGAGCCUGGACGCGGACGUGGCCCUGACCCACAUGGGGACCCUGCGGGCGCUGCUGCGGCAGAACCGGCGGGUGCUGGCCCCGCUGCUGUCCCGCCCGGGUCAGCUCUGGUCUAACUUCUGGGGCGCCCUCAGUCCCGAUGGAUUCUAUGCCCGAUCCCAGGAUUACGUGGACAUCGUGCAGGGCAACAGGAGGAGCGUGUGGAACGUGCCCUACAUCAGCCACGCCUACCUGAUCGAGGGGGCGGCGCUUCGCGGCCCGCUGGGGGCGGGGCCUGUCUUCAGCCAAUCAGAGACCGACCCGGACAUGGCGCUGUGCCAGCGCGCCCGCGAGACGGGUCUCUUCCUGCACGUCACCAACCGGGAGCACUUCGGGCACUUGUUGGUCACCAGCAACUACAACAGCAGCCGGAAACACCCGGACCUGCUCCAGCUGCCCCACAACACCCAGGACUGGGAGCAGGAGUACCUCCAUGAGAACUACAGCCGCAUCUUCCAGGAGAGCCUCUAUGAGGAGCCCUGUCCCGAUGUUUUCCGCUUCCCACUGUUCUCCGCGCGCUUCUGCCGGGAGCUGCUGGAGGAGGCACUGGGAUAUGGGGCCUGGAGCCAGGAGCAGCCGGGGGUGCUCUCGGUGCCCCUGUCCCGCCUGGGCCUCGAUGGGCUCUGGAUGGGAGCCCUGAACCGGUUCCUGGCGCCCAUUGCCCGCAGGCUCUUCCCUGGCUACCAGCACAAGGGCCGGGCUGUGUUCAGCUCCGUGGUGCAGUACAGCCCCGCCCCCACCGGAGAGGAGGCUCCGCCCCCUCCUGCAGCCACCGUGAGCGUGAGCCUGGGGCUGAGCCCACCCAGGGGGGGGGGCUGGCGCUUCCCCCGCUAUGACUGUGGGGUGCUGGGGCCCCCCCGCGGAUGGGUCCUGCUGCACCCCGGGCGCCUCACGCACCGGCCCCAGCUGCUGCCCCCCCCCCAUGGCACCCGCUUCGCCCUCGUCACCCUACUGGAGCCCUGACCCAUGGGGGGCAAUGAGGACACUGGAGCCAUGGGGGCAAUGGGGGCACUGAGGACACUGGAGGCAAUGGGGG